UAGCAAUAUUUUUAAAGAAUAAAUUCUUAUCCUAUUAAUUUUCUUCGAACAAAUUUGUGUUUCUCUAUUUUUUGAUAGGAAAUAAUUAAAAUGGCUUAUUCUUCACUUUUGUUGAAAGGUAAAACAGCAUUAGUGACUGGUGGGGGUAGUGGUAUUGGGAGAGCAGUUUGUUUAACUUUUGCAAAAGAAGGUGCUACUGUCAUUGCAACAGAUAUAAAUGACGAUGCUGCUAAAGAAACGAUUCAAACAGCUGAAGAUGCAGUCAAGCAUUUUGCACAAUCUGUUGAUGUUUCUAAUAGUGAAUCUGUGGAAAGCUUGAUGUCCAAAAUAAAGCAGUCAUGUCCAAUUCCUGAUGUUUUGGUGAACUGUGCAGGCAUAACUCGUGACACCUUCAUGUUAAAAAUGACUGAGUCCAUGUUUGAUGAUGUCAUAAAAGUAAAUUUAAAAGGAACAUAUCUAAUGACUCAGGCAGUGAGUAAGCUUAUGAUAGAUACUAAAGUAGAUGAUGGUUCAAUAAUAAACAUUUCAAGUGUUUCUGGGAAAAUAGGAAAUGUUGGUCAGUGUAAUUAUGCAGCAUCUAAAGCUGGAGUUGAGGGUUUGACAAAAACUGUUGCGCGGGAAUUAGCUACAUAUAAUAUCAGAUGCAAUGCUGUGAUGCCGGGUUUUAUAGAUACGCCUAUGGUAGCCACUGUACCAGAUAAAGUUAUAGAACGUAUAAAAAGUGAAAUUCCACUCAAACGAUUAGGCAAACCUGAAGAAAUAGCAGAUGUGUGCGUCUUUUUGGCCUCACGUCGAAGCUCAUACAUAACUGGCAGCGUAAUUCAAGUUUCUGGAGGACUUUUUAUGUAAAAUCAGGCCCAAAUCUGCAUGCUCCCAGACCCCCACAGAGGUCUGCACAGGUGAGGGGGGGCAUGUCCUUAAGGGGCACAACAGCCCAAGAAAUUAAUUGGAAAAACUAGCACUAAGACAUAAGGUUGCAAAUAUGCAUUGCUAGCCUUUGUAGCCCUACAGAUCUUGUUGCAGUGGGGGGGGGGUAAAAUUUAUAGAUCUGGGCCUGUGUAAAAGAAAGAUAUUAGACUGCCAAACUUUCAGAAAACUCAACAGUAUACAAGAGAAUGAUUAUACUAAAAUUUGAAAUAAAAGUUUCUAAAACUUCAUGAAAUACUGAUAACCAUUUAAAGUAAUUAAUUUCUCUUUGUGCAUGUUCAAAAGUCAGCAAUUUAUAACUUUCAAAAUUUCAUAGACAUAUAGAUUUGGCAACUUAAAAAAAAAAAAAUGAGUUGAAUAUCAUGAAAACUGAAAGUAUUGGCGACCUAAUGAGCCAAAUUUUAUUUAUUCUCUCAUAGGCAAUGUUUUGUAAGGUUCGUUCACAAAUAACCUUUUUAAUCAGGAAUUUCACUGAGCGACUGCAGGCAAGAGUUGCAAAUUUGUAAAUGAUUCCAUAUGCUUUGUCGCCUAUCUGAAAAUAAUUGAAAUGCGACUCAUUAGCUUGUCAAUAUCUAUUUAGGUUGUUAUGAUACUUGACUGGUAAUUUUAUAUGAUGAUUAAUCUAUUUAAUGGUUAAUCUUUUUUUUUUUUUUUUUUGCGAAAAAAGCUACAGAACAAUUGGUCUCUUUUUUUUUCUAGCGAUUUUUUUUUAAUGUGAACUUUUGCAAGCGGUACAGUUUUUUUUUUUUUUUGUCAUUGUAUAUGUUUUCUAAGUUUUUGUUUAUUUUAUAAAUAAUUGAACAUAAAUAAUUUGUAAAUUAUGUGUUUUUCAUGUUAUUAAUGCAUCAGCAUCUUAAUUUUUACCAAAAAAAACCAUCUUAAUAAGAGCAAACUUAAAUAUUCUAUUUCAGAUGAUGGGUUUAAGGGUUAAAAGUAACUACUAUAAUGUUUUUUUUUUUUCCAUCUUAAUACCUUCUGUAAUCAUUUCAAAGAAAAUUCUGUAAAACAUUCAAAAAAAAAAUUAAUUCAUGCAUUCACAACAAUACUAAAUUAUGUAUUUCUUGUAAAUAUUAUGAAUAUUCAAAAGAAAAAUGUCUUCACAUAUACAUAUAUUUUUGAUUCUAAGAUUGUAAUUAGCUGUAAUAUUUUUAUAUGUUUUCUAUUUUUGUCAUUAGCUUUGGAAAAUAAUAUGAAUAUUUUUGGAAAUUUUUAAAUAAUAAAUUCAUUAUUUUCUUUGUAAAGAUGUUUGUUAAAUAUGAUAAUGAAAACUCUAAUAAU
Uloborus diversus is the source of this 2205-nucleotide messenger RNA. RefSeq names its product estradiol 17-beta-dehydrogenase 8-like. The record is from RefSeq and is a predicted model, not a curated record. Gene Ontology annotation, molecular function: oxidoreductase activity, acting on the CH-OH group of donors, NAD or NADP as acceptor. Bases 91 to 849 code for a protein of 252 amino acids. The transcript is spliced from 2 exons. NCBI's taxonomy places the organism in Eukaryota, Metazoa, Arthropoda, Arachnida, Araneae, Uloboridae.